CCACCGGGCAGAGACGACAAUUUGGAAGAGAGAGAAAGAAAAGAGUAAAGUGACUAUCAAAGUUGGAAAAUCCUGAGAACCUGAACAAUUGCUCCCUCUACGGAGGAAAAAAGCUUUGUGACAGGCUAGGCGAUAUAAUUUGAAAGCCCUCUGACGUUUGUCUCCACGAUUUGGAGAAGACGCACUACGUGGUCAUGUGACCUUGUACCGGCUUGUGCCAAACCUCCAGCGUCACCGUCUCCUUCUUCCGGUGCCAAAGCCGUGGACCGUGGUGGGCGGUUCGAUCCCCACUCCCACACUCUCUUCACCCCGGCACGGCCACGGGUCACAGCUUUUCUCUCUUCGUCCUCGUCCUCGCUGCCGUUUCCAGUUUCCACCGGGGGGUUUCUAUAUAUAAAACGCCCAAAAAUACCUUAACCCUUCCUCACUCUUCCGGGGAGGGGAUCCAGUAUCCCAUUAACUACGACCGCCGCCGCUGCUCCCCAUUUGCCUUGCCGUAUCUCAAUAACCGAAACCCCGGCCAGAUCUUCCGCGACUGCCCCCCAAAAAAAAUGGCGGCUUGGUCGCCGAGGCCACUGCUGCUGCUCCUGCUCCUCGCGCUCCUCUGCUCCCACAUUGCGCUCUGCUCGUCGGCCGCGCCGGCCGCGAAGCCCAAGCCCAAGGCCUCCGCCGGCCGCAAGGCGCUCCUCGCGUCCGACGCCGACGACGGGGACGAGCCAGUCAAGGCGCCCAAGACCACCGCCGCCGGGGGUAAGGCCAAGAAGAAGCUUGUCCCCGACGGCAAGAACCAGACCAAGGUUGUUGCCAAAGGCAAGAAAUCGGAGCCGGCCGCCGCAGCGAAGCCGACAAAGAAGACGAGCGCCAAAGCGGGUGGGGAUUUGGCCGUUGCCAAGCCCAAGGUCCCGAAGGUGGACAAGGCGGCCACCGCCAAGUCCAAGGCCACCGAUUCUGCUGCCAAGUCCACCAAGGUGCAGCCGAAGACGGGUGCUGCUAAGGCGUCCAAGCAGGUGAAAUCUGAGGGCGGCGCCCCCAAGGCCAAGAAACCGUCCAAUUCGACCGUGGAUGCUAGUAGCAGCAAGAAGCCGGCCAAAUCGACCAAGAAGACGCCGGUGCUAGCCGCCGCCGACGGGAAGGCGAGCGCGAAGGCGACGAACACGACCGUGAGCAAGGAGUCCGCGGGGGUGGAAGAGGACGUGGUGUUCGCGGAUGAGGCGGACGGGACAGAGGACCUCAUGUCCGAGUUCCGGGGCCUCCCCGCGCGGCUCCACGAGACGCUCAUGCCGGACCUGGCGCGGCUCUCGCACACCUCCAAGGCGUACAUGUCGGCGGCCAACGCGGGGAUCGCGGGCGGCGUGCGGCCGAUCCUGGGCGGCCGGUGGGCGGCUGCGGCUGCGUCCGCGGCAUCGGUAGCCCUCCUCCUGCUGCCCCUGUUCAUGCUGACGGCGCUUGUGCGGCGCAUGGGGCCUUACCUGCCGCUGCUCCACCGCGCGCUGCUGCUCUCGCAGGCGUACCUGGCCAUCUACUUCGCCACGCUCGCGCUGCUGGCCGCCGCCACGGGGCUGGAGCCGCUGCGCUUCUUCCACGCGACCUCGCCGGCCGCCUACGCCUGGACGCAGUCGGCCCAGUCGCUGGGCUUCAUGGGCUACCUCGUGCUCCAGAUGGUGGACCUCGUGGCCGUCUUCUCCGGGGCCGCCUCGCCCGAGGCGGACACCAAUGGGGACGCCACCAAGGCGCUCGGCCUGGCCCAGAUGGUUGUGGGCCUGGCCGUCGGCCUGCACUACUACGCCGCCGUGUUCCACCGCGCCGCCGCCGGCGAGGCCCCAAGGGCGAACUGGCGAGUGUACGCCGUCUACGCUGCCUGCUUCGUCAUCAUCUGCGCGUGCGCUCGCGCCGAGAAGAGGAAGAAAGCCUACCUUGCCGGCGGCGACGGCGCCGCCGAGGAGUGGAAGAAGAGCUGAGCUGAGACAGGGGAACUGUAGGGGCUUAUCAGCAAACUUUACAAUAUAGCCGAAGCCAAAGGUCUUGGGUGUAAGAAGGGUGCGGGUUCAGCAGGGAGGGGGGAAACAAAUCGAAGAUCAAUGAAAACAAGAGGAGAAAGCUAUUUAAUUGUUUUCCUUUUUCGACAUCAUGUUUUUUUUCUCAAUUUGUAUUGGUUGGGUACAGAGGAUAAUUAAUGGCAUAAUGCAGCAAAUAUGCAUUAAGUUAGUCAAUUUAUUACUA
Molecule: messenger RNA, 2220 nt
Organism: Brachypodium distachyon (stiff brome)
Lineage: Eukaryota; Viridiplantae; Streptophyta; Magnoliopsida; Poales; Poaceae
Exons: 1
Coding region: 552-1958 (468 amino acids)
Source: RefSeq, a predicted model, not a curated record